Molecule: messenger RNA, 2043 nt
Organism: Macrobrachium nipponense
Lineage: Eukaryota; Metazoa; Arthropoda; Malacostraca; Decapoda; Palaemonidae
Exons: 1
Coding region: 16-1077 (353 amino acids)
Source: RefSeq, a predicted model, not a curated record
AUUUUAAACCUCAAAAUGAAAUCACCAGUCAGCAUAGAAUCCUUAGAAACAAACAUUCCAAAAUCUAAAGCAGGUUUCUUGAGUGACAUAUGCUUUAUCAAAGCUGUAUGCUCUGUAGAAAACACUACCUAUGAUUUAGCUCUCAUUGUAAAACUUACUCCUCAGGAUGAUGAGAUUGUUUCUUUUAUGAAGAGAGGAAAUUUAGGGGAAAGAGAAGUAGCCUUUUAUAAACAUGCUGGCUCAGAAGAAUUCCUAAAAUUUUGCCAUGCGAGUGGUUUAAACCAUCCGGUACCAGAAGUUUAUUGGUCAGCUCUGAAAGACAGCUCAUUAACCCUUGUACUGGGUGACCUAAAUGCAAAAGGUUAUAGGAUGCAUUUGCUUCAUGAAGGAAAUAAACUCCAGCAAAUCAAAUGUACAUUUAAGGCUAUUGCCGUUAUUCACGCUUUUGGAUGUAAAGCUAUUAGUAAACAUGGGAAAGAAUACUUUCACAUACCAUUUGACUCAGGCUACUUAAAUGAUUUAGUUUGUCUUGGUCUUAAGAUGCUAAUUGACAUGGUUAAAGAAAGUCCUCUUGCUGAGACUUUCACCUCAUUUAUAUCUAUGAACGAAGAUAUGAUUUCCACUUCUGAUAAAUACCCUUUGAUAGAGACUUUGGUACAUGGGGACUUAUGGGCUGGUAAUGUCAUGUUCACAGAGGAUGAUAAAGAUGCAUCUAUUUUUGAUUGGCAGUUUGCCUGUGUAGACAACCCAUUAUGUGAUAUUACCUCCAUGCUUUUAAUGAGUGCUGAGCCAUCAGUGUAUGAAAAUAACUUGAAUGAAGUUUUAGAAUGCUAUUGGGAAAGCUUCACCAAUGCCCUGAUUAAGAAUAAUGUUGAAAUACCAAUCACUUUUGAAAGUUUAAUUAUCAAUUUAGAAAAGCUGUGGAUGCAUGGUUUCAUGUUUUUCACAGCUAGCCUUCCAGAUUUGAUGGGGAAUGGGAAAAUUACAGAAGCAAGGGUACAAAAGGUAAUAUCAUUUCUGGAUAGAAUUGGCGUUUUUUCAACAUUUAUGACGGAUCAUAAGGGAUUGAACCAGUAAUAAUGAAAAUCUGCCAGCAUGUUUUCAUUACUGUGUGAUCAUACCUAUGAGUGGUGCUAUAUUUCUGGUUAGUGAUUAAGAAAGCACUUGAUUAUUUACAUUAAAACUUCAUAUCAGUAUGCUCCAUAGUCCAUAGUUAAACUCCUAUAAACAGUUGAAAAAUUUGCAUGUAUGGAGUUGCUUGUUUUACUAUACAGUGCAUUGCCACAAAAUUGCAAACACAUACCUGUAGCUAUACUCUGUUUUUUUCCAUCUGUCCAAUCGCCUGUGGUGUUAGCGCAUGGUAACACUGAGUCCCAGGCUUUAAAUAAUAUCCUAUUUAGAAUAUUAACGGUGUAAUUCGCAUACAUUAAAUUAUUAAAACACUUUUCAGUUGCAAAUGUACACCCAGAUAUCCUUUUAUUUACCUAAAACUUACACAUAGCGUAACUAUUUAAAGCCCGGGACACAGUGUUACCAUGCAAAAACACCACAGGCGGAUGGACAGAUGGAAUAAAACAGAGUAUAGUUUUGUACGCAAAGGCCAGAAGGAUUGGUAAUCAAAUACAUGUAAUCUAGCCCAAGCCUGUGGAAAGUGAAAAAUGAGGAGAAAGUAGCAAGGGCGGGAAUUAACCACAAGGGAAGCACUCAGUCUACAUCUUAAAGGAUAAGAGGUUAUUUAUUAGUAAGAAAAAUCAAAAGCUAGAAAGGAGAUUCAAAGUAGCAAAACCAGGUCACUGAAUCACGAAAGCUGAAGAUUAUUAUCUACAUAUCUGAACGUCCAGGAUGAUAAUGAGUAGACCAUCCAGAAAUUAAGUAACUGCCUAUUAAUGUCGUAAAUCCAGUGAUCAAAAGCACAAAUAUUCAAUCAGUCACUUUACCAAUAAUAAAAAAAAUUAUUUUAUGUUCUGUCUAUGUAUGUUUUUUCUCUUGACAAGAAAUUUUCUGCUUGCUCAUACAUACUGGUAGUAAACAUUUAUAUCUGAA